UCAUGAAAAUUGCAAUAUUAAAUUUUAAGGAUGUUAGCAACAAAUGUAGCAAAAGCAACAAAAAGGAAAGAUUGGCUAUGACUGAAGUGAGAAUAUAUGCAAGUAGAUUAAAAUUUGGAUUAGAAGCUGAAGAAGAAAUUAAAGAUACAGGAAUUGGAUUGGGAAUAUUAAGUUAACGAAUUGGUAAAGUUAAAUUACAAAUAAAGAAAGAAAAAUCAAUUUGUUUAAGUAAGAAAUUAUAAUAAAGACUGACUCGAACAAAAACUCAAUCGGGUAGUGGCAUAGGGAGGAUUAACAUCAAGCAUUGCUUUUACACCUACAUAAGAAAUAGAAUUAAUAAAUCCAAAGGCUGGAGAUUUGUCAAAAGUUCCUAAUUAAUAUUUUAAUAGAGAAUCUGGGUUUAGAACUGUUUUAAGAAAAGAAAGAGAAUAUGGUAGAUAGAUUUGAUUAGAUUUAUUUUUCAAAAACAUAUACUUUUACUUAACAAUUAAUUAAUAUGUUUGUUAGUUUUAUUAAAAUUCAAAGUGUUGAUAAUGGAUGGCAAAUUUUAUAAUGAUUAUAAUAAAAAGAGGUAUUAGAUUGUUUAAUUAUAAUUAUAAUUAAUUUAAAUAUGAUAUAAAGUUCCACUCGUAACCGUUCUGAAUAACUAAUCUAUUAACGCAGAUAAUAAGAAUAAUAGGUUGGAAAGUUGAACACUAAGCUAAGAUAGGAACAAUAUGAAAAAACAUUUGCAGCUUGGGAAAAUAAGGGAAAGGAUGUUGCCAAUAUGUAAUAUACUAAAAACAGGUUUGCAUAAUAUUAUAUUAAUAGAUUACAAUAGAUAAGAGCUGAUGCUGAUGCACACAAAAAUUAACGAAAAGAAAAAUUGGCUGCAUUGUUAAAUGCUGAACAUGAACAAUAUUAAUAAGAAAUCAAAGCCAUGGUUGAAACUCCAGAAUAGGUUAAGGAGAGAAUGAUGAAAGAAGUUGCAGAAUUAAAAUAAAGAAAAGAAAUUGAGAGAUCUAAGUAGGCAGAAG
Messenger RNA from Paramecium sonneborni, 1016 nucleotides. The record is from the annotation of a GenBank genome assembly. Lineage: Eukaryota; Ciliophora; Oligohymenophorea; Peniculida; Parameciidae.